Molecule: messenger RNA, 1172 nt
Organism: Oryzias melastigma (Indian medaka)
Lineage: Eukaryota; Metazoa; Chordata; Actinopteri; Beloniformes; Adrianichthyidae
Product: protocadherin beta-15-like
Exons: 1
Biological process (GO): homophilic cell-cell adhesion
Cellular component (GO): plasma membrane
Molecular function (GO): calcium ion binding
Source: RefSeq, a predicted model, not a curated record
ACCCAUUCUAAACGAGCACACAUCUCAGUCUGAGAAUCGGAGUCGCUUUUGUUCUGGAUUGACGUGGAUUUCUGCGGGAAAUACAUUUGACACGCUGGAAUAACGGGGAUUCGUGGAAAAUUGUUCGUUUUUUUUGUUUAAAAAUGAAGAAGGAUCAAAAAUAUCUCAUUUUCUUCACUUAUAUGAUUGCUUCUUUUACUAACGUCGACGCUGCGGAUCUCAGCUACACCAUUCCGGAGGAGAUGAGGCCUGGAUCCAUUGUUGGAAAUAUACCCAAGGAUCUGGGUUUGGGAGUGGGGGAGUUUUUCAAGCGAAAAGCUCGGAUUGACAUUGGAGAAAAUGAUCACCACUUCUGCGAUCUUGACCUGAAAACUGGAAAUUUUAUUAUCAAAAAGCGCAUUGAUCGUGAGGAGCUUUGCGGGGAGAAAAUGUCGUGCGUGCUUAGAUUUGAGCUGGUUCUGGAAAGCCCUUUGGAGCUGCAUCGCAUUUCACUGCUCAUACAGGACAUAAAUGAUAAUUCACCGCAUUUCCCUGAAGAUUUAGUUAAGCUAGAAAUACAUGAAUCCGCUGUUAGAGGAACAAGAUAUCGUGUUAAUGAAGCUCACGACUCGGACGUUGGACAAAACACAGUAAGAGAAUACAGUUUAGAAAAGAACGAGCAUUUCGUGUUGUCUGUGCAGGAUGAUACUGAUGGAUCCAAGAAGAUCGAGCUGAUUUUAGACAAAGAGCUUGAUCGUGAAAAAGAGCAGGAUUUGAAUUUUGCUCUGUUUGCAAUUGAUGGAGGAAAUUUGCGAAAAUCGGGCAGUGUGACUAUCAAGGUGACGGUGCUCGAUGCUAAUGAUAAUGCGCCUGUGUUUAAUCAGACCUUUUACAAAGCCAGUUUACCUGAAAACGCGCAGAUUGACACCGUUGUAGCAGCGGUAAAAGCCACAGACGCGGAUGAAGGCGUUAAUGGUGAAGUGAUUUAUGAGUUCAGUCGAAUCACAGAAAAAGCAAAAAAGGUUUUCUCCUUAAACGGUAAAACGGGAGAAAUAAGACUGAUCGGAACGCUGGACUUUGAGACAGAUCCAAAAUAUGAAAUGCGCAUUUACGCAAAAGAUGGUUAUGGACUUUCAUCUGAUUCCAAAUUAAUGAUUGACGUGACUGACGUGAACGACAACGCCCCGAUAAUU